Molecule: messenger RNA, 7247 nt
Organism: Oryctolagus cuniculus (rabbit)
Lineage: Eukaryota; Metazoa; Chordata; Mammalia; Lagomorpha; Leporidae
Source: RefSeq, a predicted model, not a curated record
CUAAGUAUCAAUUUUAAUUAGGUACUGUGGACAAUGUGUUUCUAAUUAUGGUUGGUAGCUAUUGUUUGGUAUGUGCUCAGGAAGGUAAAACUAAUUCUGUAAGUGCCUACUCCUCCAGACCAAAAAGUGGGUGGUCAUCCAAGGGAAUUAACAAAUCAAGCUUCAGUUACUCAGUGCUAAAGCUGUCAAAACUCACCUCUCUCCCCUGUUUGAGUGUUCAUAAACAACAGCAUUCAAGGCACUCAUGAAAAGUGGACUUAAAAGAUAAUGUGAAAUUUCUAUGUAUAUUUUGAAGCCCCCUCAUAUAAAUUUGUGUCCUCUAUGCAAAAUGCUUGGAACCAGAAUGUUUCAGAUUUUGGAAUUUUUUUAUGGGGGAAGGAUUUUGGAAUAGUUGUGCAUGUACAACAAGCUAUCUUCAGGAUGAGACCCAAGUCUAAACACAAAAUUCAUUUAUGUUUCACAUAUACGUGAUUCAUAAAGCCUGAAGGUAAUUUUAUGUAAUAUGUUUAGUGCACCUGUUUUGGCUAUGCCUGUUACAGGGCAGGUAAGCACUUUUCUACUUGUGUUGUUGGUACUCGCAAGUUUCAGAUGUUGGAGCAUUUCAGAUUUUUGGAUUAAGAAUGUUCAACCGGUAACCCAAUUGUCUCCAGUAUGGCCCUCUUAUUAGGCAUUUGUAUAAAUUGAGGAAACGGCUACAGAUAUUUGCAAAGGAAACAAGGUGCAAGGACUGUUUUCUUUAACUGGUGUACGUAUCGCAAUGCUGAUGGAGAAAGCUGUGAUGACUUUCGAUUAAAGAUCUGCUACUUCAUGAGGUACUGGAUUCUCAAGUUCCCGGCAGAGUUCAAUUUGGAUCUUGGUUUGAUUCGUAUGACUGAAGAGUUCCGAGAAGUAGCUAGUCAACUGGGAUAUGAAAAACACAUCAGCCUCAUCGAUAUAUCCAGCAUUCCUUCCUAUGACUGGAUGAGAAGAGUCACUCAGAGGAAAAAAGUAUCCAAGAAGGGAAAAGCCUGUCUGCUGUUUGACCAUCUGGAGCCCAUUGAAUUGGCUGAGCACCUCACUUUUCUGGAGCAUAAAUCUUUUAGAAGGAUCUCAUUCACUGAUUACCAAAGCUAUGUUAUCCAUGGCUGCCUGGAGAAUAACCCAACCUUGGAGAGAUCUAUUGCUUUAUUUAAUGGCAUCUCGAAGUGGGUCCAAUUGAUGGUUCUCAGCAAACCAACCCCACAGCAAAGGGCAGAAGUGAUCACAAAGUUUAUCAAUGUUGCAAAGAAGCUCCUUCAGCUCAAAAAUUUUAAUACCCUGAUGGCGGUGGUAGGAGGCCUCAGCCAUAGUUCCAUUUCACGUCUCAAAGAGACUCAUUCCCAUCUUUCUUCAGAAGUUACCAAGAACUGGAAUGAAAUGACAGAGCUGGUCUCCUCCAAUGGCAAUUACUGCAAUUACCGCAAGUCCUUUGCCGACUGCGAUGGCUUCAAAAUCCCCAUCCUUGGAGUCCACUUGAAAGACUUGAUAGCGGUCCAUGUCAUUUUCCCAGACUGGAUGGAGGAGAACAAAGUGAACAUUGUAAAAAUGCACCAGCUGUCCGUUACCCUGAGUGAACUGGUGUCCCUGCAGAAUGCCUCUCACCACUUAGAACCCAACAUGGAUUUGAUCAACCUGCUCACGCUCUCUCUGGACCUCUAUCACACAGAAGAUGAUAUUUACAAACUAUCACUGGUGCUGGAGCCUAGAAAUUCAAAAUCACAGCCUACCUCCCCGACUACACCCAACAAGCCUGUGGUACCCCUGGAGUGGGCAUCAGGAGUGAUGCCAAAGCCGGACCCCACAGUCAUCAACAAGCACAUAAGGAAAUUAGUUGAGUCUGUGUUUAGAAACUAUGAUCACGACCAUGAUGGGUACAUCUCCCAAGAGGACUUUGAAAGUAUAGCAGCCAAUUUUCCCUUUUUGGAUUCCUUCUGUGUGCUGGACAAAGAUCAAGAUGGCUUGAUCAGUAAAGACGAAAUGAUGGCUUACUUCCUGAGAGCUAAAUCCCAACUACACUGUAAAAUGGGACCAGGAUUUGUCCAUAAUUUUCAAGAGAUGACCUACCUGAAGCCAACCUUCUGUGAACACUGUGCAGGAUUUCUCUGGGGCAUAAUCAAGCAAGGAUACAAAUGCAAAGACUGUGGAGCCAAUUGUCACAAACAGUGCAAAGACCUCCUGGUUCUGGCCUGCAGGAGACUGGCCCGGGCACCCUCCUUGGGGAGUAGUCAUGGGUCACUGCCAGGAAGCCCCUCAAUACCCCCAGUGCAGGAUGAUGUAUUUGAGUUUCCUGGGGUUGCUGCUGGACAUCAGGACCUGGACAGCAGAGCCAUCACACUGGUCACAGGCUCUUCCCGCAAGAUCUCUGUGAGGUUACAGCGGGCCACCACCAGCCAGGCCACCCAGACUGAACCUGUUUGGUCGGAGGCUGGCUGGGGGGAUUCAGGAUCCCACACCUUCCCCAAAAUGAAAUCCAAGUUCCAUGACAAAGCCGCAAAGGACAAAGGUUUUGCCAAGUGGGAAAACGAGAAGCCCAGGGUACAGGCUGGAGUGGAUGUUGUUGAUCGGGGCACCGAGUUUGAACCUGACCAGGAUGAAGGCCAGGAUGAGACCAGACAGGAUGGUGAGGAUGGCUGACGUCUGGCUGAACAGACCAAGGGAAAAAUAAUGUUGGCUUUUGGGAGGAGCAACAUGAAAGUCUCUGGAAGAUACUCCAACUCAGGAAGUUAUCUGGAAAGGUGUCUGGACACUCACUGCCUUGUGACACUGUGGUAUCUCCAUGACUGGACCAUGGGACAGAGGACUGACCCCAACUAUGAACUAUUUAUUUCCUCCCCCUGACCCUGGUUAGGUGUCAUAAAGACUGGGUUAUGUAGUCUGUAGUUUUCUCAUGCAUCUUUCUCUAGAGCCAUUUAUAUACGGGUGAAAUGAAAGCUUUUGUGCAUGUACUUGAUAUUUGUUCUCUAAACUCAGACUUUGCUUUUGUGAGAAUAUUAUUUUAAUAUUUUUAUAAAUGUGUGUGAGGGGGGUUGGUGUUUAACAAGGAGUUGCUUUAGAGGUCUUUUUGUGUGCUUUUUGGGUGGGACUAGGACUUCACCAGACUUCAUCAUUUCCUGAGGGACAAGGAAGCUCUUCAGAUCCUGGAUGGUUCUUAAUAAUGACCACUUACAAGGAGAAGCUGUUUAUGUAGUUCCUACCAUACAGUUGCUAUGGUGUAUAACAAAUCACUCAUGUACAUAUCACAUAAGUCUUACUAAUUCUGCAUCAGAGGAAGCUAUGACAAGCCAUGAGAGCUCUUUUAGUAUUUAGAACCAUGGAGAAAACUAAGUAUACUUGCCCUGUCUGGGUCCACUCAUAUUUUGUAAGAUUCCUGAAAUAGGAGCAGCAAUUAAGAAAUCAACUUAAAUUUAGGGGAAUCAAAAUUUAGCAGAAAAACAAGCCAUUGAAUAAGCUGUGAGGCAAAAUUCAAAGCAAUUACCAAAUUUUGAAAACCAAAAUAAUUUUAAGAAUUAAAAAUAAAAACCCUUUCAGCUGUGAAAGAGAACUCUUGUACUGUUUUGAAGAAACUGCCUUCCAUAAUUAAUGUUAAUUCAAUGAAAAUCAUCACAAAUAACCUUUGACUAACAUUUCAUUUAAAUUGCAUUCUAUUACUAUUUUAAAUACCUUUCUUUGAAUUCAAAUAAUGAGAUGUUGAUCUAUUUAUUACAUGAUUAGAGGAGAGAAAACUUGAUUUAAAAUGUUUAAAAAAGAGAGGUAGGAUUAUACCUUUUACUGAAGGGAAAGAGCUGAUACCAAGUGAAUAGCCACAGUUACACUAGUCCAUAAUUGGAGCUAAGUGUGGAUAUGUCAUGUAAAACUGAAUUCACUUCUACUUGGAGCACUGCUUCAGCUAAACCCUUAUUAUCCCUUUUCUCCUUGGAGGACAACUGAGGGCAGUUCUGCUUUGUUGAGUGUCUUUUGUGGGCAGAUCCAAGGCUAAGCUGCACAAAGAUAAGCAAGACUUGGCCCUUGGGAACAGAGAACACAUGAGUGUGGAAGCAAGAUAGUUCCAGUGAUUGGAUAUAUGGUUUCAAAUUUUCUAGAAUGUAUUUAUUGUUCCUAACAGAUAUAGAAGUUAGGAAUACUAAUUAAAUGAAGCUCAUAAUUGAGGGAGUAUGAUUAAGGUAGAUAAUAAGAGAACUCAGCAUUUGCAAAUGCUGCAGUGGGCAAAUAGCCAUCUCUCACCCAACAUUGUCUUCUUAUUACAGGUUGAACAAGACUUGGCUCCCACAUUCAUGGAGAUGUUUAAACCUCAAAGUCUUAUGUUAACAGUUGAUGGGUUAAGGAUAGAGACUUGAUCUAAUUCUGGCAUCUGAGAGUUGGGCCAGGUGGAGGUCUUUAGCUCAUUGUAGGCUUGCCCUCAGAAGGUAGUUCUCAUUAGGCAGUUGGACACACAGGCUGAGCAUGCAUCCUGUGUGUUGCUCUGCUUGCUGGCUGUCCAUGUGGUUGUUCCUCCAGAUACACUCAGCCAUUGCCAGCCUCUAACAGAUGCCCGACAACUGGGGUUGCUUGAGCUUUGACUAUGAAUCUCCAAACUAUAAGCUGAAAUAAACCUUCUUCCUUACUUAGUGGCUGUCUCAGAUGUUUACACUAAAGUAACAAAAAGCUAAUAUACUACUCUUGCUCAUAAAUGUAAAGAAAUACAGGAUAACAGAAUCCAAAAUAGGAAAUGAGAACUCAAGUACAGGAAAUAUUUCUUGUGUUUUAGAAGAGUUGAAAAUUCAGGAAGAAACUUGUUAAUAAAUGUUCGUUUUCUUCUCAAAUGAAUUAUUUUCCUUGAUAUUCAGUUUGGAUAUUUUUGAGUUUUCAUAUAUAGAAAGAGUAUUGUCAUGCCAGUCUUCCUGUGACAAUACAAAAAAUACAGACUUUUUGCUCUCUGAGCACUUCCAUGGCAGCUGGCAAGAGCCAAAGGUGGCAAAAAGUGCAUCCAGAGGAAGGUGGUUGGUCUGUUUUCUAAGAAACAUUGGUCUGAUGUGAAAGCACCUGGUAUGUUGAACAUAAGAAAUACUGCUGAAAAUAAGAAAUAUGUACAAGGACUCAAGGAUUCAAAAUUGCAGCUGAUGAUUUCAAGUGUCAUGUGUUUAAGUGUGCCUUGCUGACCUGCAGAACGAUGAAAAAGCAUUUAGAAAAAUCAAGCUAAUUACUGAGGAUGUUUGGGGCAAAAAUAGCUUCCGUGGCAUGGAUAUUACUUGUGUAAGACUAAAUGUGUUUCAUGGUCAAAAAAUGGCAGACUGUGACUGAAGCCCAUGUUGAUGUCAAAACUACUGACAGUUAUUUGCUUCAUCUGUUCUGUGCUGGUUUUACUAAAAAAAUGAAGAAAAAAGCAACAAUCAGGUAUGGAAGACAUCUCACGCUCUGCACCAACAGGUACGCCAACUCCAGAAGGUGAUGAAAAUCACAACCUCAGGGUUGCCAACAAAUGACUUGAAAGAAGUGAUCAAUAAACUGAUCCUAGACAGCACUGGAAAAGACAGAGAAAAGGCUUGCCUAUCUCUUUAUCCUCUCAUGAUGUCUUGUUAGAAAAGUAAAAAUGCUGAAGCAGCCCAGGUUUGAAUUGGGUAGACUCAUGGAUCUUCAUGGUGAAGGUAGUAGUUCUGGAAAAGCCACAGGGGAUGUGACAGAUGCUUAAGCUGUGUGAGUUGAUGGAUAUGAACCACCAAUCCAAGAGUCUGUUUAAAACUUAAGACUUUAUUAGUGGCAAAUAAAAAGCCCUAUUUAUGGAGGGGGGGGACCUAUUUACCUAUGUAUGUAAACUAUACCUGUGUGUCAGUGUAUACACCUAUAUACAUUACUUUGUUGAAGAGGAAUUUGAGCAAUAAUGAAGCUGCUUUAUAAUUCUGAUUAUCUAUACUUGCAACCAAUGGUUUCCAAUCUAUCACUUACCCAUAAUCAGUAAAAUAAACAAAAUAUGCAAGCCCAUGAUGGAGAAAAAGAACUAUUAUGGUUGGUUGCUCCAGACCUUCAUUUUGUAGGUCUGAUGUUCAGCGCUGCCUUUAAAGUGAAAAGUAGGGGUGGGUGUGUGUCCUACAUAGAUAUUCUUAGGUUUGACUCCUGACUGUGGCUCCUGUCUCCAGCUUUCCACCUAUGAAGAUGGUGCAAGGCAUCAACGGAUGGUUGAAGUGUUUGGGUCCUUAAGCUUCUUUUCUUCAUUUGAAAGAGAUUCCACCACCAUUAUUAACUACCUUUUUUAACUGCCUAGACUGUUGUAAAGAUCAGCACAGAUAAUAUAUGUAAAAGUACUCUGUAAAGAGCUUCUAAGUUAGUAUUAUUUUGAAAUUAACCAAAGUUCUUUUCAAAACUUAUCUCAAGAUUCCCAGAUUUUCUAUGUAUUAUAUACUUUGGAGGCCCUAACUCCAGUAUUUAACUAAAUAUUGUGUCAAAAAUUAUUUAAACAAGGUAUAAGUGAAAGAACUUUUCUUAUUCUUGACAUUAAGCAUUUAUAGGAUUAGUUCUGCUUUUCUUCUAAUGUUGGUUAUUCUUUGCUUAUUUGAAAAUAGGUAGGUGAGAUUAAGAUCAAAUGGGCCAACUAAGGUAAUUUUAGAGAAAAAUCCAUGUGUUGGGUACAUGUAAAUAGGCCAAAACAUAGGUAGGCUUAAAAGGCUAGUUUGAAAAAAAAUUACCACAAGGAGACGAGGAAAGAAAAAAAUGACUUUUAAAAUAGAAAGUAGUCUGUAAAAAAAUAAAAUAAAAAGUAUACCAUUCAUUUGAUAGCCAAAAUGUAGUUUAACACAAUUGAAGGUAAGUAUAGAAAACAACUUGGCAUUUAAGGCUUAUCAGGAAAUAGCUUCCUCCUAGCUGCAUUCAAAUCCUGCUGGUUGAAGUGUAGAGUGUGCUCAGAUCUCAAACAAAAACACUCACCUUAUCUUUUUGAGUGUUACCAGCAAUCAUGUUGGAAUAAACAUCCUCUGAGAAUUUAAGUAGCAUGUGCACUGUCCAUAGGAGCAUAAGGGAAGAGUCACAUGGGGGCAUUUCAUAAGGCAAAUGACCUGAAUACUCUAAGAAUAAAAACAGAAAGAAGAGGAGGUAGUUCUCCAUCAAAUGAGAUCUAAUGAAAUGAAACAACCAAAAGUGAUGUUAUGAAUCUUGAUUGGAAACUAUGUCAAAAAUUAAAUAAAGAGACAUUUUGGGGAAAUUGGGGGACGUUAAAAUGUGGACUGUAUGUUCAAUUAAAUGAUAUCCUGAAUGAAUGUUAA